GAGUGUGCUUCAAUCAACAUAAUUGAACUGGGCAAGAUGCCAAUAGAUGGUAGCACUUGCAUGACGUUCAAGAUAGAUGAAAGAGGACUAGGAGCUCAGAAGACGUCAAGUGUAUUCCAACGUGCAGUGGAAGAUGAAGCUGGGCCAUGCUCAUCAGGGACCAAGACCAAUACCAAAUCAAUGAAAAUGGCCAACAAAAACCAGAGUAAAAGAGCUAGGGCAAGUUUCAACAAAUUGGCUGAGGACAACCUAAUAGCAGAAAAGAAGAACAUCCAUCUGCAACAAGAAACCGUACGUAACGGCGAGCUAGUCGAGCUAUUGCUCGUCCAACUCGUCGGCAGCAUCUUGAUACGGAUGGCUGACUGACUCGAACAGUGUCUCCUACGACGAGUUGGAAGGAUCCAGUCGCCAUGGCACGAAGAAAUAUGCACAGCUGCUGGAUCGGCAGGAGAGGAGAAUUCCUCAGCGUUCCAAAGUCCAGAGAAUCGGCGACCAAAUUUAAUAAGGUCAGUAUAGUUGCCGGAAUAAAUCGGUAUCUCCUAUAAACCUCCAUUUCCGACAAACCGUCUAGAGGAUUUUCUCUGUCAAACAAUCUUCUACGCGGGACAUUUUCGACGUUUUCA
Dreissena polymorpha is the source of this 623-nucleotide messenger RNA. RefSeq lists its product as uncharacterized. Bases 37 to 366 code for a protein of 109 amino acids. Lineage: Eukaryota; Metazoa; Mollusca; Bivalvia; Myida; Dreissenidae. The record is from RefSeq and is a predicted model, not a curated record. The transcript is spliced from 6 exons.